Molecule: messenger RNA, 1473 nt
Organism: Cynoglossus semilaevis (tongue sole)
Lineage: Eukaryota; Metazoa; Chordata; Actinopteri; Pleuronectiformes; Cynoglossidae
Exons: 3
Coding region: 257-1072 (271 amino acids)
Source: RefSeq, a predicted model, not a curated record
CCCAUACAGUUGAAACAGUAGAUAUGGAACAACGGAGUAACGAGUCGAGGCGGGGGAAGGGAGUUGUUUCUAUCUAAAAACCAGUUACAUAGAGUUUUUUUUUAUUACAGUUCUUUGACCGCUCGUAUAUUCUAGUUUUAGAGCGGAAGAAAAAACAAACUUAAAUGACAACUGAAGUUAUUCAGUCAUUUUUGAUACCUUGGGCAACGUGCCACACCUUCGCCUAGUGCAACAGCUUCUGUACAAAGCUGGCCAAAUGGGGUGCUCAUGCUGCAGGAUGAUAAAGAGCUACAUCUACGACCCCUCUGUGGAGGUGGACCUAAGAAAGACCGACUCCACGGGCAGCUCCUUCUACCACUCCCACCACCUCCCAGGUAUGGCCCCCAGCAGGGAUACGGUAGUGGUCAGUCCAGACAAACAGAAGCAGGGUUUCCACAAUCUGGGCUACAGCAAGUCCAACGAGAGCACCCUGAAACUGGAGGUGGACAACAACCAGGUCAACCAACGGCUACACUCGGCUCCUUCAAACAUAAGGGAUCUACAUCAGCAGGGAGGGGCGCCCCCUUCAGAGGGCGGUCUGUACAUCAUCCAGCCAGACAUGACUGGACCCCGGUGGAUGAUACAGGAAAGAACCCCCAGUCAGGUUCCAGUCUAUCCCAACAUACAUGAGUACGACAACCAGAGAGGUUACGGUGAGCAGGAGCAGCGUGGGAGGAGGACAGACUGGGACAGAAACACGGGCAAGUGCACCACCAGCAACGAGAGCUUGUCAGCGGAUGAGAUCGAUGAGGGCGUCGGGGGGAUGCCAGAUUAUCCGUGUGACACCGGGGACGAGGGGAGCGUCCUGUCGGUGGACAUCCACACCAGCACUACCAGCUUGUCCUCAGUGGACACCAGAGACGGGCUGAGACUGCCAAAGACAACGGAUGUUUCCACCAUGGAGAGCGGAAUUUCAGUGACAAAGUGUGAGGAAGAUGAGGAUGAGGAGGAGGUGCAGAGCGUCACAGACUCUAUGGUUGCCGAGGCUCUGGCCGCCCUGGAAGCGGCCACGUCUGGAGAGGACUUUGACUGACGCCGCUGACAAAAAAAAACUCCCAGAAACCCUUCUGUGGUUUCAAAAGAAAUGAAGGAAGAAUGAGUUUACAGACACCUUGGUGGACUGGUUUUCAGACUGAAUUUUCUAAUUUGUAUUUUUCUCUGUAUGUUAAAGGUCAGGACUCUGGACGGUUGCCUGUGACAUUAGUUCAGCUCAGUUAAACUCACUUUUUGUGCCUAAACAUGAACUAAUUGAGGCUCAAUGACGUUUUUCUUUCCUGGGAAUUUGCUCAAGAUUUUUCUGUUUUUACUGGAUGAAGAUCUGAAUUUUUACUUCAGCUUCUGUUGUUUUUCUCCAGUCACUGUGUGUCUGCCAAAUCAUUUCUUAUUAUUUGUAAUGUAAAAAGAAAUAAAUGAACUUCAGAGGAUGUACACUGA